Messenger RNA from Closterium sp. Yama58-4, 5331 nucleotides. Lineage: Eukaryota; Viridiplantae; Streptophyta; Zygnematophyceae; Desmidiales; Closteriaceae. The record is from the annotation of a GenBank genome assembly.
AUGGCCUCUAUUCGCGUUCUUUCCUUCGAUGCUGAGGGCCGUCCCGUGCAGUUCACUUCCUGGCUCGACGACCUGCAGUUGUAUCUUAUGAGCAAUAGCACGGACCACAUCUCCCUCUAUGACUACGCGUCUGGUGCUGCCGCUGCUCCUGCUGCCACAGCCGAGCUUAGUGUACGUUCACAGUGGCAGACUCGUGACGCUGCAGCUCGCCUGGCUAUUCGCAGUCACCUGCCGUUCGCUGAGCUAGAGCACUUUGGCGACUGCAAAACCGCUAAGGCCCUAUACGACGCUGUCGUUGCUCGCUACUCCUCACCUGCCACAGCCGAGCUUAGCCGCCUCAUGCUGCCUUACCUGUUCCCUGACCUGUCCACCUUUACUACAGUCGCCGAUCUUAUCACCCACCUUCGCACUAGUGAUGCUCGCCUGCGUGCCGCCCUUCCCACCGAGUUCUGCGCUAAGAACCCCCCUCCCCUGUACUGGGCACUCCACUUCAUAGUCACCCGUCUCCCUGACACCCUCAGCUCAGUGCGCGACUAUUUCCUUGCUCGCUGUCCCACUGAGCUCACUGUCGCCCUCCUAGAGGAGAAGCUGCUAGCAGCUGAGAAGAGCAUUGUAGCUGUAGGUGCUGCUCGCGGCGCUCCUCGCACCCCCAUCUUUGAGGGGUGCUCUCCCUCUCCCCUCGCUCCCUCCUAUGCUACUGCUGCUGCUGUUGACUUCCUUGGUGCUGAGUCUGCUGGCGCUGCUUCUGCUCCUAGUGGGAGGCGCCGCACCGGCAAGGGCAAGGGGGGCAAGGGUGGCGGGGGUGGCGCUGGGGGGGGAGGGGGGGUGGGCCGGCGGCGGAGGCGGGGCGGGCGGGGGCGGAGCAGUGGCGGUGGUGGCAGCGGCGGCAGUGGCGGCGGUGGCGUGGGUGGUGGUAGUGGCGGUGGCGGUGGCGGUGGUGGCGGUCGGAGCGGAGGUAGUGGCGGCGGUGGAGGUCGGAGUGGAGGCACCGGCUCGGGCCAGAGCUCCCAGCAGCAGCAGCGUCCCCAGUCGACCCAGCAGCUUCGUGAGUGGCUUGCUCAGCGUGGGACGUCGGGGGGCAGUGGCCGCUGUUCCUAUGAGAUGGGCGAGGAUGUUGAGCGCCCCCGCUGGGCUGAGCUCAUGAGGGCUGGUGUUGAUAUCUUUGCUCUUGACUAUGAUGCUAUUAUUGCUGCCAUGUAUGCAUUGACUGUUAGUGCCGAGGAGAGGGAGACUGUUACUGUGUGCCGCCUGACCCAGGUAGAGGCCCGUGCCCUAGGUACUAGUGAGUCUGCUCUCUCUGGUAUGGUGCCCCCUGUACCUGCUCCCUCCAGCACUGUCCCUGCUGCUUGCGAGUCUGCUCUCUCAGGUACAGCACCCACAGAGACUGCUCUCUCAGUCCUUGCCCAGUCCACCACUGUCCUCCCUUGUCCGGCGGUUCCGUCUGGCUCGUUGACGGGUUUCCACCUCCCCUCGUUCUCGACGAACCUGACUCUUCUCUGGCACCACCGCCUGGGUCACCCCUCCUUGCCACGCCUCCGUGGCAUGCACCGUCGCCGCCUUGUGUCUGGUCUUCCCAGGUCCCUCCCUCCCCUCCCUGCCUCGCCUGCGCCGCCUUGCCUUCCUUGCGUCGAGGGGCGGCAGCGCGCCGCUCCUCACUCCUCCUCGUUCCCCCCGACAGAGGCUCCUCUGCAGACCCUCCACCUAGACGUGUGGGGCCCAGCCCGCGUUCGUGGCCAGGGCGGUGAGCGGUACUUUUUGCUGGUUGUCGACGACUACUCGCGUUACACCACGGUCUUCCCCUUGCGCACCAAGGGUGAGGUCCCUGCUGUUCUGAUCCCUUGGAUCCGCACAGUUCGUCUCCAGCUCCGCCGCCGUUUCCGGACGGAUCUUCCUGUCCUGCGUCUGCACUCUGACAGAGGUGGUGAGUUUUCCUCCGACCUCUUGAGGACCUUCUGUCAGGCGGAGGGCAUCGAGCAGACCUUCACGCUUCCGGACUCCCCACAGCAGAAUGGGGUUGCUGAGCGCCGCAUUGGCCUGGUCAUGGAGGUCGCUCGUACCUCCUUGGUCCAUGCGGCGGCUCCCCAUUUUCUGUGGCCGUUUGCUGUCCGGUACGCCGCGCAUCAGCUCAACCUCUGGCCCCGUGUCUCCUUGCCGGAGACCUCGCCCACACUGCGUUGGACGGGGGAGGUUGGCGAUGCGUCGCGCUUCCGGGUGUGGGGUGCUCGUGCCCUUGUCCGCGAUACGUCCGCGGACAAGCUCUCCUCCCGCACGCUUCCCUGUGUCUUCCUUGGCUUUGUCCCUGACGCGCGUGGCUGGCAGUUUUACCACCCCACCUCGCGCCGGGUCUUCGCCUCUCAGGACGUCACCUUUGACGAGUCGGUCCCUUUUUACCGUCUCUUCCCCUACCGCACUGCCCCCCUCCCUCCCCCGCCGCUUUUCCUUGCUCCUGGUCCCCCUCCAGUAGACCCCCUUCCCCCUCAGGGUCCUGCUCCUUCAGGUGUCUCUCAGGUAGACCCUCCUCCCGUCGCUGAGCCUGUCGAGGUCACAGGUGACUCAGGUGCUGCUGCAGGUGGUGCUGCUGGGAGUGCUGAGCCUGGGGGUGCUGAGCCUGCGGUCGGCGCCUGGGGUGCUGAGCCUGGGGGUGCUGCGUCUGGGGGUGCUGAGCCUGCGUGUGCGGAGUCUGGGGGUGCUGAGUCUGGGGGUGCUGCGCCUGCGGGUACUGAGCCUGGGGGUGCUGCUACUGAGCCUACGGAGCCUCGGGUUACUGCGUCUGGGGGUGCUCCGGUUCGGGGUACUGAGCAGUCUCUCACACCGCAGCAGCUUCGUGACUGGUACGUCCGGCGCUUUCGCCGUCCUAGUGGCUCGGCUGGAGCUGGGGACUCUGGAGCUGGCGGUGCUAGCGGAGUUGGAGCUGCCGACUCUGGGGGUGCUCUUCCUAGCGGUGCUGCGGACCCUGGGGGUGGCGCUGCUGCUGGUGCUGCGGACCCACCUGGUGGAGCUGCUGCUGGUGCUGAGGACCCGGCCGGUGGAGCUGCUGCUGGUGCUGUGGACCCGGACGCUGGAGCUCCUACUGGUGCUGAGGACCCGGCCGCUGGAGUCUCUUCUACUUCUGGAGACGCUGCGCGGCCGCGACCGUACUUCGUACCGCUCCUUCAGCAGGUUCUUGGGCAGGCUCCUCCUCCUUGUCCUCCUCCCUCCGUCGAGUGUCCUCCGCCUGUCCAGCCGCAGUCACAGUUACCGCCUGCCUCGCCUCUCCCUGCUCCCUCUCCUUAUACUGGUCCCACAGGAGGUCUUACAGAGCGUCGUGAGCCUGAGUCUCGUCCUGCGUCGCCUGUCCGUACUGCUCGCACUGGUCGUCGUGUCCGUCGUGAGCGUCCUCCUCCUGUCCCAGGCACUCACUACAUGACUCUGCGUCCCUCUACUGCUCCUCAGCGUGUCCCUCUGCCGUCUCCUCCUGCGUCCUCUUUGCCUGCUGUUCCGGACCCUGAGUCUGACCAGUAUCGUGCUGAGCACCCUACUGUCACGCGUCUCCUAGCUACUGUUGUCACUGACCCUACCUUUGAGUCCUCGGCUGCGUCUGCUCUGGUCGCUGAGUUGGUUGACUUUGCUGCUGCCUGUCGUCUAGACUACGCUGCUAGCCUUGUUGCUGAGUCUGAGUCUGUCUGUCCUUCGUCCGUCGGGGGUGAGUGUGCUCUUGGCACGGACGUCCUUGAGGACAGACAGGAGGAGUUCCAGUGUCUUGCUGCUGCUUUGCCCCGUCUCGUGUCCUUGCUAGUUGCCCCUGAGGGAGACCCGGAUGCACCAGACAUCCCGACCCCGCGCACUUACACUGAGGCGAUGGCGGGUCCCUACUCCUCUCAGUGGCAGACAGCCAUGGACGCCGAGAUGGCUUCCUGGAAGUCCACACGCACCUACGUAGACGAGGUUCCCCCUCCUGGGGCGAACAUCGUCAGUGGCAUGUGGAUUUUCAGGGUGAAGCGGCCGCCGGGUUCUCCGCCUGUCUUCAAGGCGCGUUACGUGGCUCGAGGCUUCAGUCAGCGAGAGGGAGUUGACUUCUUCCAGACCUUCUCCCCCAUCCCGAAGAUGACUACUCUUCGGGUGCUGCUGCACAUAGCCGCUCACCGCGACUACGAGCUUCACUCGCUUGACUUCAGCACUGCUUUCUUGCAGGGCAGCCUGCACGAGGAGAUCUGGCUGCGCCGCCCACCUGGCUUCACUGGGUCGUUUCCUCCUGGUACCCAGUGGAGGCUUCAGCGGCCGGUCUACGGUCUCCGCCAGGCUCCGCGUGAGUGGCACGACACACUGAGGACUACACUUGCGGCUCUUGGGUUCGCGCCUUCUACAGCUGACCCGUCGCUUUUCCUGCGCACCGACACUUCGCUGCCGCCGUUCUACAUCCUCGUGUACGUCGACGACUUGGUCUUUGCCACUGCUGACACUGCAGGACUCGCCUACGUGAAGUCGGAGCUGCAGAGGAGACACACGUGCACAGACCUGGGUGAGCUGACAAGCUAUCUUGGCUUGCGGAUCACCCGGGACAGAGCACGCCGCACCAUCACCCUGACUCAGUCACACAUGGUGCAGCAGGUUCUCCAGCGCUUCCGCUUCACGUACUCCUCGCCUCAGUCCACUCCUCUGCCUGCCGGUCACUCGCUCUCAGCUCUGCCUUCGGAUGAGUCCGUAGAGCCGAGUGGCCCGUAUCCAGAGCUUGUGGGCUGCCUCAUGUACCUGAUGACCUGCACUCGACCUGACCUUGCAUACCCUCUUAGCAUCCUUGCACGCUAUGUUGCUCCUGGCCGUCACAGGAAGGAGCACAUGGAUGCCGCUAAGAGGGUGUUGCGCUACUUGUGCAGUACGUCGGGCAUGGGGCUUGUGCUUGGAGGGCGAGACCGAGUUGUUCUCACAGGGCACUCAGACGCUUCUUGGGCAGACGACCAGGCCACUCAGCGGUCGUCUCAGGGUUACACCUUCAGCCUUGGCUCUGGCUCAAUCUACGCUACAGCCAUGGCUGCACAAGAGUUACGCUGGCUCACCUACCUGCUGACCGACCUCGGAGAGCGGCCUCGUUCUCCUCCAGUACUGUACGUCGACAACAAGGCUGCCAUUGCCUUGUGUGAGGAGCACAGACUGGAGCACAGAACGAAGCACAUCGCCCUGCGGUACUUCCUUGCUCGUGAGCUGCAGCAGCGCGGUCAGCUUUGUAUUCGCUACGUGGCCACUGAGGCCAACACUGCUGAUGUGUUCACCAAGGCGCUUCAGCCUCGUGACCAUCAGCGCUUCUGCACUCUCCUAGGCCUUGUGCCUACUGGACCUCACUUACUUACCUCUUGA